Prorocentrum cordatum is the source of this 484-nucleotide messenger RNA. The record is from the annotation of a GenBank genome assembly. Lineage: Eukaryota; Dinophyceae; Prorocentrales; Prorocentraceae.
AUGAAGGUGAUGAACGCGAAGCGCGUGAGCAAGAUUGCCAGGGGCAAGUUGGGCUCCACAACGGUCCUAACGCGGCUGGAGGUGGUCAUGGCACUUUUCAAGACUGCCGACAAGAGCGCCAAGACAUGCCACGAUGGCGCACGAGGGUCCAAGAUCUCCCGCGAGCGGCGACGAGCGGCGACCCUGAGCGGCGACGGUCUGGCGCGGGGCGCCGCGCGGCGCAUCUUCGGCGCCAGGCGCCAGGCGGAUCCCCGCAAACUCCUGAACACCGAGUCCCUCGACUACGAGAGCGCUUCCGAGUUCAAGAGCCAGUACCAUCUCCUCAGCGCGCAAGGGGGUCCCACGAAGAGGGAGAAAGAGCCCGACGAGAAGCUGUUCGAAAGGCUGCAGGCCUUCGAGCGGCGCCAGCACGCCUGCGUGGGCAUGCUCGUCCUCCUGGUCAUCUCCGUGUGGGGCGCCUUCUUCGCUUGGAACACGUACGUAG